Messenger RNA from Carlito syrichta (Philippine tarsier), 867 nucleotides. RefSeq names its product cytochrome P450 2C3-like (gene CYP2C133). The record is from RefSeq and is a predicted model, not a curated record. The transcript has 5 exons. The coding region runs from base 1 to 867 and encodes 288 amino acids. Gene Ontology annotation, cellular component: cytoplasm; intracellular membrane-bounded organelle. Gene Ontology annotation, biological process: xenobiotic metabolic process. NCBI's taxonomy places the organism in Eukaryota, Metazoa, Chordata, Mammalia, Primates, Tarsiidae. Gene Ontology annotation, molecular function: iron ion binding; oxidoreductase activity, acting on paired donors, with incorporation or reduction of molecular oxygen, reduced flavin or flavoprotein as one donor, and incorporation of one atom of oxygen; heme binding.
AUGUUUGCUGAGGGAAUAAAGAAUUAUUUCUUCUUUCAGUUCUGCAAUGUGUUCCCUUUUUUACAUUAUCUCCCAGGAAGUCACAAUGAAUUAUUUAAAAACUUUCCUGCCCAGCAUAAGCUUAUUUUGGAACAAAUAAAGGAACAUCAAGACUCUCUGGACAUCAAUAACCUUCGGGAUUUCAUUGACUACUUCCUGAUUAGUAUGGAAAAGGAAAAACACAAUAAGCAGGCUGAAUUUAUCAUGGACAACUUGGUCAUUACCAUAUGGGAUAUUUUUAGUGCAGGAACAGAGACAACAAGCACCACCCUGAGAUAUGGAUUCUUGCUCCUGUUGAAGCACCCUGAGGUCUCAGCUAAAGUCCGGGAAGAGAUUGACCAUGUGGUUGGCAGAGACUGGAGCCCCUGCAUGCAGGACAGGAGUCGCAUGCCCUAUACAGUUGCUGUGGUGCACGAGAUCCAGAGAUACAUUGACCUUGUCCCCACCAACAUGCCCUAUGCAGUGAUUCAGGAUAUUCAGUUUAGAGAAUACCUUAUUCUAAAGGGCACAAACAUAUUAACACAUCUGACUUCUGUCCUGCAUAAUGAAAAAGAGUUUCCUAACCCAGAGAAGUUUGACCCUGGCCACUUCCUGGAUGAAAGAGGCAACUUUAAAAAGAGUGAGUACUUUAUACCUUUUCCAGCAGGAAAAAGAGCUUGUGCUGGAGAAGGCCUGGCCCGCAUGGAGCUGUUUUUACUCCUGACCACCAUUUUACAGCACUUUACCUUGAAAUCUCUGGUUGCCCCAAAAGACAUUGACGCCACCCCAGUUAACAAUGGGCUAGGUUCUGCACCACCCUCCUGUGAACUCUGUUUCAUUCCAGUCUGA